Messenger RNA from Sphaeroforma arctica JP610, 188 nucleotides. RefSeq lists its product as hypothetical. NCBI's taxonomy places the organism in Eukaryota, Ichthyosporea, Ichthyophonida. The record is from RefSeq and is a predicted model, not a curated record. The annotation marks the transcript as partial. The transcript has a single exon.
AUAUGGAUCCGGCCCUCAUGAACAUGGAUAUGGACAUGGGCGAUGUAGAUAUAGACGAUGCUGAAUUGCAAGCCGAACUUCUAGCGUUGGAAGGGGGAGCUCCGGCAGCAGCCUCUGGGACUAAAGCGCCGAAGAAGCAAGCUUCUAAGAAAGGUGUGCGUGUGCUUGUAGAGUUUGUAAGCAUGUGA